Messenger RNA from Microtus oregoni (creeping vole), 7895 nucleotides. It is a transcript of the gene Map3k4, whose product is annotated as mitogen-activated protein kinase kinase kinase 4. The transcript has 27 exons. NCBI's taxonomy places the organism in Eukaryota, Metazoa, Chordata, Mammalia, Rodentia, Cricetidae. Gene Ontology annotation, molecular function: ATP binding; protein kinase activity. Gene Ontology annotation, biological process: protein phosphorylation; MAPK cascade. The coding region runs from base 178 to 4977 and encodes 1599 amino acids. The record is from RefSeq and is a predicted model, not a curated record.
GUAGCCCGGCGCUCGGCCGGCCGCCGUUCCCAAGAUGGCCGCGGCGCGCACGGCUCCUGCGGCGGGCUAGAGGCGGAGGCGGAGUCGAGUCCCUCCCGCACCCCGUGGCGGCUCCGGGUCUCCCGCACCAGGCUGCAGCUGACGACCCGCGGCGGCCAUGCGGGGCUCGGUGCACGGAUGAGAGACGCCAUCGCCGAACCGGUGCCCCCUCCCGCCCUCGCCGUCACCCCUGCAGCCGCCAUGGAGGAGCCGCGGCCGCCGCCGCCGCCGGAACCCGAGCCCGAGCCCGAGCGCUGCUCGGCGGCGAGGCCAGAGUGCAUGUUGGGAGAGUCAGCUUGCAAGAGUCUGGAAUCUGACCCAGAGGACUUUUCUGAUGAGGCGAAUUCAGAAAACCUCUACAGCACCUCACCCCCGAGCACGCCCCGGCAGAUGAAGCGCCUGUCAACCAAGCACCAGAGGAACAGCCUGGGGAGGCCCGCCAGCCGCUCCAAUUUGAAAGAAAAAAUGAACACACCAACUCAGUCUCCUCAUAAAGAUGCAGGGAAAGGAGUGGAGACUGUGGAAGAGUACAGCUACAAGCAGGAGAAGAAGAUCCGAGCGACUCUGAGGACCACAGAGAGAGACCAUAAGAAGAACGCACAGUGCUCCUUCAUGCUGGACUCAGUAGCUGGGUCUUUGCCAAAAAAAUCGAUUCCAGAUGUGGAUCUCAAUAAGCCUUACCUCAGCCUCGGCUGCAGCAACGCCAAGCUGCCGGUCUCUAUGCCCAUGCCUAUAGCCAGAACUGCACGGCAGACAUCCCGGAGUGACUGCCCAGCAGACCGCCUCAAGUUCUUUGAAACACUGCGCCUUUUGCUAAAGCUUACCUCAGUCUCGAAAAAGAAGGACAGGGAGCAGAGGGGACAGGAAAACACGGCUGCUUUCUGGUUCAACCGAUCAAAUGAACUGAUAUGGUUAGAGCUCCAGGCCUGGCACGCAGGUCGCAGCAUCAAUGACCAGGACCUCUUUUUAUACACGGCUCGCCAAGCCAUCCCAGAUAUUAUCAAUGAAAUCCUCACGUUCAAAGUUAACUAUGGGAGCAUUGCCUUCUCUAGAAAUGGAGCUGGUUUCAAUGGCACAUCACUAGAAGGGCAGUGCAGAACCCCUCACACGGCAAACAGUCUGGGCUGUUCAACAUACCACGAGCACCUCCAGCGCCAGAGGGUCUCAUUCGAGCAGGUGAAGCGGAUAAUGGAGCUGCUGGAGUACAUUGAAGCACUUUAUCCAUCCUUGCAGGCUCUGCAGAAGGACUAUGAACGCUAUGCGGCGAAAGACUUUGAGGACAGGGUGCAGGCGCUCUGUCUGUGGCUGAACAUCACGAAAGACUUAAAUCAGAAGCUGAGGAUUAUGGGGACUGUUCUGGGAAUCAAGAACUUAUCAGACAUUGGCUGGCCAGUGUUUGAAAUCCCUUCCCCUCGGCCAUCCAAAGGCCACGAGCUGGACGACGAGGGUGAGGACACAGAGGGAGAGCUGAAAGAGCUGGAGAGUGGGACAGAGGAGAGCGACGAAGACCGGGCUCCCAACCCGCGGGCUCCAGAGUUCAGGCCGUCCACAGACAAUUUUCUGGACGCCCACUCACAGGACUGUACCUCCAGGAGGCUUGAGAGACUCGAGUCUGAGGAGGAUUCUGUUGGCUGGGGAGCAGCAGACUGUGGUUCUGAGGCCAGCGUCAGCAGGCAUUCUUUGACUUCUAUUUAUAGACCGUUUGUGGACAAAGCGCUGAAGCAGAUGGGGCUAAGAAAGUUGAUUUUACGACUUCACAAGCUCAUGCAUGGCUCCCUACAGAGGGCUCGAGUAGCUCUGCUAAGGAGUGACCAUCCAGUGGAGUUCUCUGACUUUCCAGGUCCCAUGUGGGGCUCGGAUUACGUGCAGUUGUCGGGGACACCUCCUUCCUCAGAGCAGAAGUGCAGCUCUGUGUCCUGGGAAGAGCUGAAGGCCAUGGACCUGCCCUCCUUUGAACCCGCCUUCCUGGUGCUCUGCCGAGUCCUGCUGAACGUGAUCCAUGAGUGUCUGAAGCUGCGGCUGGAGCAGCGGCCUGCUGGGGAGCCUUCUCUCCUGAGCAUCAAACAGCUCGUGCGAGAGUGUAAGGAGGUCCUGAAGGGGGGGCUACUGAUGAAGCAGUACUACCAGUUCAUGCUGCAGGAGGUUCUGGACGGCCUGGAGAAGACCGACUGCAACAUGGAUGCCUUUGAGGAGGACCUGCAGAAGAUGCUCAUGGUGUAUUUUGAUUACAUGAGAAGCUGGAUCCAAAUGCUGCAGCAGUUACCCCAGGCUUCCCAUAGCUUAAAAAAUCUGUUAGAAGAGGAAUGGAAUUUCACCAAAGAAAUCACUCAUUACAUUCGAGGAGGAGAAGCGCAGGCCGGAAAGCUUUUCUGUGACAUCGCAGGGAUGCUGCUGAAGUCCACAGGCAGCUUUCUGGAGUCUGGCCUGCAGGAGAGCUGUGCAGAGCUGUGGACCAGCGCUGAUGACAACGGUGCAGCUGACGAGUUGAGGCGGUCUGUCAUAGAGAUCAGCCGCGCGCUCAAGGAGCUCUUCCACGAAGCCCGGGAGAGGGCCUCCAAGGCGCUGGGCUUUGCUAAAAUGCUGCGGAAGGACCUGGAAAUAGCAGCAGAGUUUGUACUGUCUGCCUCGGUCCAAGAACUCCUGGACGUUCUGAAAGCGAAGCAGUAUGUCAAGGUACAGAUUCCCGGCUUAGAGAACUUGCACGUGUUUGUCCCCGACAGCCUUGCUGAGGAGAAAAGAAUUAUUUUGCAGCUACUCAAUGCUGCCACGGGAAAGGACUGUUCCAAAGAUCCGGAUGAUGUCUUCAUUGAUGCCUUCCUGCUUCUGACCAAGCACGGGGACCGAGCCCGUGACUCGGAAGAUGGCUGGGGCACCUGGGAAUCACGGGCUGUCAAAAUUGUGCCUCAGGUGGAGACUGUCGAUACCCUGAGAAGCAUGCAGGUGGACAAUCUUCUCCUGGUUGUCAUGGAGUCUGCUCAUCUCAUAAUUCAGAGAAAAGCCUUCCAGCAGUCCAUUGAGGGACUGAUGACUCUUCGCCACGAGCAGACAUCCAGUCAGCCGGUCAUUGCCAAAGCUUUGCAGCAGCUCAAGAAUGAUGCGCUUGAGCUGUGCACCAGGGUGAGUGACGCCAUUGACCGAGUGGACCACAUGUUCACGCUGGAGUGCGAUGCUGAGGUCGAUGAGUUGGAGUCCGCCACGCUGCAACAGUACUACCGAGAGGCAAUGAUUCAGGGUUACAACUUUGGGUUCGAGUAUCAUAAAGAAGUUGUUCGUUUGAUGUCUGGAGAGUUCAGACAGAAGAUAGGAGACAAAUAUAUAAGCUUUGCCCGGAAAUGGAUGAACUACGUCCUGACCAAAUGUGAGAGUGGCCGAGGCACACGACCCAGGUGGGCCACUCAAGGAUUCGAUUUCCUACAAGCCAUUGAACCUGCCUUUAUUUCAGCUUUACCAGAAGACGACUUCCUGAGUUUGCAAGCCUUGAUGAAUGAGUGCAUUGGCCACGUCAUAGGAAAGCCACACAGCCCUGUCACAGCUAUCCAUCGGAAUAGCCCCCGUCCUGUGAAGGUGCCCCGAUGCCACAGUGACCCUCCCAACCCACACCUCAUCAUCCCAACCCCGGAGGGAUUCAGCACUCGGAGCGUGCCUUCUGACGCUCGGAACCAUGGCAACUCUGUUGCUGCUGCUGCUGUUGCUGCCGCCGCCGCCACCACUGUCCCUGGCCGCCCUGGCCCAGGUGGUGGCGAUUCUGCGCCGGCCAAACCCGUCAACACUGCCCUUGAAACCAGGGGUUCCAGCGUCCCUGAAAAUGACCGCUUGGCAUCCAUAGCCGCAGAGCUGCAGUUCAGGUCUCUAAGUCGGCACUCAAGCCCCACGGAAGAGCGAGACGAGCCAGCAUAUCCCCGAAGUGACUCAAGUGGAUCCACACGGAGAAGCUGGGAACUUCGCACACUCAUUAGCCAGACCAAAGACUCUGUCUCUAGGCAGGGACCCAUGGAAGCUAUCCAGAAAUCAGUCCGGCUGUUUGAAGAGAGGAGGUAUCGAGAAAUGAGGAGGAAGAAUAUCAUCGGUCAAGUUUGCGAUACCCCUAAAUCCUACGACAACAUCAUGCACGUUGGACUGAGGAAGGUGACAUUUAAGUGGCAGAGAGGAAACAAGAUCGGAGAAGGACAGUAUGGGAAAGUGUAUACCUGCAUCAGCGUCGACACAGGGGAGCUGAUGGCCAUGAAGGAGAUUCGAUUUCAACCCAAUGACCAUAAAACUAUCAAGGAAACUGCAGAUGAAUUGAAAAUCUUUGAAGGCAUCAAGCACCCCAACCUAGUUCGAUACUUUGGUGUGGAGCUUCACAGAGAAGAGAUGUACAUCUUUAUGGAGUACUGUGACGAGGGCACGCUGGAGGAGGUGUCACGGCUGGGGCUGCAGGAGCAUGUCAUCAGGCUGUAUUCGAAGCAGAUCACAGUUGCCAUCAACGUCCUCCAUGAGCAUGGCAUCGUUCACCGAGACAUCAAAGGCGCCAAUAUCUUCCUUACGUCGUCUGGACUAAUCAAACUGGGAGAUUUCGGAUGCUCAGUAAAGCUUAAAAACAACACCCAGACCAUGCCUGGAGAGGUGAACAGCACCUUGGGGACAGCAGCUUAUAUGGCACCUGAAGUUAUUACCCGUGCAAAAGGAGAAGGCCAUGGACGUGCGGCAGAUAUCUGGAGUCUGGGGUGUGUCGUCAUAGAGAUGGUGACUGGCAAGCGGCCCUGGCACGAGUACGAGCACAACUUCCAGAUUAUGUACACAGUGGGGAUGGGGCACAAGCCGCCAAUCCCCGAAAGGGUGAGCCCUGAAGGAAAGGACUUCCUCGCGCACUGCCUGGAAAGUGACCCAAAGAUGAGAUGGACAGCCAGCCAGCUCCUCGACCACGCCUUUGUCAAGGUUUGCACAGAUGAAGAGUGACGCCCAGCAGUCCGUGGCCUAGUAGUGUGUGGCCAGAAUCCCCGAUCACUACUGUAUGUAAUAUUUACAAGAGACUGCCGAGCGCAGUGCAGCCUUUUUAACCUGCGAGACCGAAGACUGCACGGUGACAAGAGCACUGCUGAUGCUCCCGUGGUCUGCCGUAGCACAGGGCCCUCCUGAGCGACAGUGUCGACGAGGUUAAGGAAGCCGCAUGCUAAGUGCCAUUACUACUGUACACGGACCAUCGCCUCUGUCUCCUCCGUUCCUUGCGUGACUGAGAACCGUGACAUCAGUGUCGUGUUUUUGAGCUUCUGGGGUUCAAAAGAAAAUGUAGUGUUGUCAGGUGUCCAGGACCUUGUUUUACUCCCGUUUGUUGAGUGCUCUGACUGUGAAACCUCUCUGUUGGCGAGCUGCGAGUUUGUUAUGCAGAGGCUCCUUAGUGAGACUGCAGAAAAGGUUCUUUUUCAAUAAAUGGUUUAUUUUAGGAAAGCUAAGUCAGCGUCUGUUACUGGCUCACAGUGAAAGAGCGAGCAGGACAGAGGGUGGGGGUCUGUCACCUGCCUUUACCUGCUGUCCCUCAGUAGAAAGAGCACAGGGAGCAAGCUUGCCCAGUGGGACACCGAGCCAGGAAUGUCCCACCUGUAGCCCGUGAGCCGCGUGCGUCUCAGGAUCACUCUGAGUGGGGCUCAGUACAUAGGCAGAUGGAAGCAUAUCACACGGUAAGAUUGGGCACGCCUGAUCUAGUCUGCUUGCUCACAGGCGAAGGGUGUGACUCAGAUGAAGGAAGACUAAUGCUGAAGGUGGCUCCUACAACAGCCAUCCAUCCAUAGUGGAGGCUUAGGCCGUGUCCCAUCUGUGUAGAACCUGGGGCAGGGGGGCAGUGUGCAUGAUCUCUUCAUAGGCAAAUGUCUUUUCAGAGCCUAACCUGAAGUAGGCUAGACAAGUAGCUGGAGUCAGUUCUCUCCACCAUAUGGGUCCCGGGGAGUUGUACGCGGGUCCUAAGGCUUGGGCGUCAGGCUUUUCUACCUGCUGAGCCAUCUUGCUGGCCCCGUUUCUGUCUCCCAUUUGGGGGAAUGCCUGUUUAGAUAUUUUGCCGAUUUUAGAAUUAGGUUAUUUGUCAACUUUUGCAGAGCUUUAAGUGUUUAGUUUUUUUUUUUUUUUAACAUGCUCUUGAGUAAACCUUCUGUACCUAAUCUGCGGUGUGAAGAUGUCUUUUCCCAUCUGUGGUUUAUCUUCUUUUAGUUUCUUCAUAGCGUCUGUGAGAAUCAACAGUUUGUUCUAGAAGCCCGUUCAUUGUCUUGCUCUUUAUUGCCUGUGCCCACUGCCUGACUUACCUCUCAUUUUUGCUUUCGGAUUAGGCAUGAAUUAGGCCCCCUCUCUUUCAGUUGUUUUUGGGGAUCCAGGUUUGUGUCUGUUACAGAGACCUCUUUCCCGUGGAUCUCCUCACAGUGCUGUGAAUGGAAACGCAUUUCAGGUCAUAGUCAGCAGCUCAUGGCACAUGGACACAGAUACGGUGGACUUUGUGUUUUGAUCUUUUAUCAUGCAGCCUUGCUGACUUCAUCUCAGAGUUGUAGACUCCAUCCGUAUACAGCGACGUGUGGCCCAGGAGCAAGGUCAGUUCCUCUUCCUGGGGUGAAAUCUGCUUUGCAGUUGAAUGUGUCCCUUUUCUACCUCCCUGCAUCAUUUAUGCUAUUUUUGAGAGGACUUUCCCUCUGUAUUCCCAGACGGCUGUGCUCUGUAGCUCUUGUUUCUGGUGAUCCCUUGACUCCCUAUUAGGAGGGUGAGGCCUUCCUAGAGUGAAUCAGACAUCGCCUUUUCUCCAUUUACUCCGAGAUGGUGUGGGUUGUGUUUUCUUGAUCUUUUGUUGUGUCUUAGUUAGGACUUGCUCACAAAGCUGGCGGGGCUGGACCUGUCUGUGGAGGGCUGUUUUCAGUUUCUCUGAGCUGACUUUAGAAUCUCUCUGUCUCACCACGUUGUUGGAUUUCUCGGCAGACGGCCAGUCAGUCACUAACUGCCAUCACACUCGGUGUCUGCUCGGCCGCUGUCCCUCGGACUCCUGUGUACACAUCUGUCUGCUGUCCCUCAGACUCCUGUGUACACAUCUGUCUGCUGUCCUCGGACUCCUGUGUACACAUCUGUCUGCUGUCCCUUAUACUCCUGUGUACACAUCUGUCUGCUGUCCCUCAGACUCCUGUGUACACAUCUGUCUGCUGUCCCUCAGACUCCUGUGUACACAUCUGUCUGCUGUCCUCACAAUCCUGUUGUACCCGUCUGUGCUCUUUGAUAAAGAGAUAAAGGUCUGUCCAUCUUUUCAGUCUCUUCUGGCUUCACUGGUGUUUUCUCUUAUUUUUUUGAUUUCUGUUUUUUCUGUAGUGAUCUUCAUUAUUUCUUUCCUUACCUUUUAGGUUUAAUUUGCUUACUUUUCAAAAUACUGGUAAAAGCAUUCUGCUAGGCUGCUUUGGUCAGUAGCUUACACCAGGCCCAUGCCUACAGGUGACUUCCAAGUAAGAAGAGUCAGCCACUCCCAUGGGCACCAAGGCUGUUAAAGUGGCAGCUUCCAUCUGCGGGCACUAAUGGGUGGCAGGAGCUGCAGAGAUCCAGAGGGCCUGGCGCUGGUUCAUGGCUUACAUGGGCUUGGUGGCGGCUACAGCUCCAGGGUGGCACGGGGCAGCUGUAAAGUAGCAGAUAGUGUGAAUGGUAAGUGUGCACACAUGCAGGGUGUGUGCACACGUGAUAGUGUGAAUGGUGACUGCAUAUGCAGGGUGUGUGCACACAUGAUGUGUGAAUAGAGAAUGUGUGCACAUGCAGGGUACACGCACACGUGCCACAGCAAGUGUGUGUUGAUCAGAGUACUUGUGAGAUCUAGUUCUUUCCUUCCAACACAUGAGGCUUGAGGAUUGAACUCGUGUCUCUUGGCU